AUGGAAGUGAGAAUUCCAGUGAUGUGGGUGUUGUUGAUGUGUUACAUCUUUGGUCGAAUAAUUACAAGUCAUAACAAAGGCUUUAUCGAAGCCAAGAGCUUGUCCAAGUUUGAAGAUCUCAAAAUUCAGAAACUAAAGACAAUCAACAAACCUGCUGUCAAGAUCAUCAAGACUAUCAAUGGAGAAUGAUACGAAUGUGUGGAUUUCUUCAAGCAACCGGCAUUUGAUCACCCUUCUAUGAAAAAUCACACAUACCAUUACAAGAUAGGACGGAUGUGGCAUCCUAGAGGAAUGAGAAAAAGUAAGACAAACAAUACUGGAUUUGGUUACUUGUAGAAGAAUGGUGUGGGUUGUCCCAUUGCUGCAGUCCCUAUACGAAGAGUCACCAAAAAGUACCAUGGAGCAACAAUGGAACUUUGUGUUACUGCUCCUAAGGUUAAACCUACCCAAUUCAGUGCUUCUAGUCUUCACUUUCAGAUUGGUGAUGAUUACAUCCAAAUCGGUUUACAUGUAAGUCAGUUAUAUUGGUCUCCUAACCAAUAUUGAUGAUCGAAUCAGCAAACUCCAAAACGAUCUAUUGGGUUUGUACCCAAUGAUUACUGCCAACUUUCGCAGGUCAAAGAAGAAAUGAGACAAGUCCUUCCACACAUCCACCCAUCGAUUUGACAAAACACUUGUCUUCAUGGCUUCUUUGAUGGACAGUCCCAAUAAGAUCUUAAGCAAUAGAUCGUUUGGGAGUUUGCAGAUUCGAUCAUCGGUAUUGACUGCAUCGUCACUACUAUGUCCUCGUGCAUCAGAAGGUAAAACUAAUCUCUCCAUGGAU
Messenger RNA from Eutrema salsugineum, 823 nucleotides. RefSeq lists its product as uncharacterized. Lineage: Eukaryota; Viridiplantae; Streptophyta; Magnoliopsida; Brassicales; Brassicaceae. The record is from RefSeq and is a predicted model, not a curated record.